Molecule: messenger RNA, 2990 nt
Organism: Hemibagrus wyckioides
Lineage: Eukaryota; Metazoa; Chordata; Actinopteri; Siluriformes; Bagridae
Gene: tmem169b
Product: transmembrane protein 169b
Exons: 3
Coding region: 254-1150 (298 amino acids)
Source: RefSeq, a predicted model, not a curated record
CUGGGACCGAGUUUUGCAGGAUCAGUGGGCGGGGUUAAAUCUGUGCUAGAUUGAAGGCGCAUCUGCAUGGCGGCUGUCGAUUUUAGAAUUGAUAUGAAAUAAAAUACGAGUCUGGAUUAUCGCCGGGAUCGUCCAGUCGUGUCUGUGCGGGAGGACCAUGCUCGAAAGUGAACACCAGGCUGCCUGAGGCCAUCCGCAUACAUCGUCUCCUGCAGAGGUUUGUUAACACACAGGAGUGACUCGACAGUGCAGCAUGGAGCAGGUGGAGCAGUCAGGGUCAGAGAGCCCCCAACCAUCAUCCAUACAGUCAGACACAUCUACAGCUCCAGCAGAGGAAGGGAGCAGUGGAACCAGCACUCGCAGGAAGCGCAGGAAGAGAGAGCCACGGCCCGAUUCCAUCAUCGUGUACCGUUCUGACACUGAGAGGACUGACGGUGAUGAGCGAAGUGGAGAUGUGGAAGUCGCAGAGAGAAGCUUAGAGGAAGGGGCUAAAUUUCUCGCCACUCCAACUGGGGAAGGAGGUUGGAAUAUACCCCCCGACAGCCGCUAUGUGACAUUAACCGGUACCAUCACACGCGGGAAAAAGAAAGGUCAGAUGGUGGACAUUCACGUCACACUGACUGAGAAGGAGCUCCGUGAAAUGGCUAAGUCCAAAGAGCGUCUGGAUGCUGAGUGUGAAGCAGCAGCAGGAGCAAAGCGCUCAUGUAGUUUUGGCUUAGAUCAGGGACCUCACGUGGUGCUGUGGAGUCUCUCGUGUGCUCCCGUCAUCUUCCUGCUUUCCUUCAUCACCUCUUUUUACUACGGCACGCUCACCUGGUAUAACGUGUUCCUGGUGUACAACGAGGAGCGGACGUUCUGGCACAAAAUCAUAGUGUGCCCCUUUCUCAUCAUUUCCUACCCGCUGAUCAUCAUGGCUGUGUCGUUGUCUUUAGCGCUGUACUCGGCGGUGGUGCAGGUGUCCUGGGUGUUCAGUGAGUGGUGGUUCUCGGUUAGGGAUCUAGAAAAAGGAUUCUGUGGCUGGGCCUGUGGGAAACUGGGCCUGGAGGACUGCUCUCCAUACAGCAUUGUAGAAUUACUCGACUCGGACACAAUCUCCGGGAGCCUACAGGGGAAAGGUCCGGGUGAGAGUGUGCAGACUUCCUCUGUGUGAGAGCUGGACUCUGCUGAAUGUCCUCUGGGUGUCUUAGAGGAAAAUCUACUCCUGGAACAACAUUCAACUUGACCAAUCACUGCUAUCUGAUGUCAUUAGUUUGCACUGAAUGCUGAAUCUGUCAGCUUCCUGAUAGCAAGGUAGCUCUGAAACAACUCAGAAAAUGAUGCAAAUUUGUUUAGUUAUUGAAAUGUUUGAAACACUGACUCUAUUAUUUUGCAGUCAACCUUUGAAUCCCAAAAGAGCAGUAGUUCGUAAACUACUGGCAAGUAUAUUGAGUCCUCUUUUAAUAGAACUUAUGAAAUUGGUGUAUUUUCAUUAUUUUUUAAUAAAUUAUGUUAUUAUGUAAUUUCUAAAGUACUCGGCUAGCAUUAGAGGCCUGGAUGGGCUUGAAUUCUUAGUUAGUUAGUUACAGAUUCACCUGGCUAACAUUAAUGACAGAUUUACUUAGCUAACAUUAGUUGGAGAUACCGUUGUCUAACAUUAGUGACCGAUUCACUUAGCUAACAUUAGUUAGAGUUGCAGGUGGAUAACAUUAGUUAAAAAUUUACCUGGCCAAAAAUAGUGACUGAUUCACUUAGCUAACAUUAGUUACAAGUGCAGGUGGCUAACAUUAGUUAAAAAUUUACCUGGCCAAAAACAGUGACCGAUUCAUUUAGCUAAAAUUAGUUACAGAUUCACCUGGGUAGCAUUAGCUACAGAUACACUUGGCUAGCAUUAGUUACAGAUACACUUGGCUAACAUUAGCUACAGAGUCACCUGACUAACAUUAGCUACAGAUUCACAGCUAACCUUAGUUACAGUUAGAAACUAGUGUGAAUCCUCUAAUGAACAACAUUUCAAAGUUUUUUAACAAAUGGUCUAUGAAGCUGACUGGAGAUAAUUCUGUAGGUCUGUUUUAGUCCCAUUCCUUUGGGGGGAAAAAAGGAUAAAAGCUGUUACUGAAGAUGACUGAAUGAGCAUAAGCCUCACACAGCACUGCACUGUGCCCAGUUCAUUACCAUAUUAUUCAAUGCUAAUGUUAAUCGGAAUACAAACUGCCCACUCCUGCGUCCAACAAAAAUCCCACUGAUGAUAUUAGAUGGCUGGUGACUGGUCAAAAUGAUGUUGGUCUAGUAAAACAUGCCCUACUUGAAGAAGUAAUGUUCACUGCGUGCAUCUGUGCUGGUAGAUUAGUCCUCAUUGUAUUGAUGGAGUGUGAUUACAUACAGUAUAGGGGUCUUAUUAUUGCUUGUGUAAUGUAGCUAUGUCAGUAUACACCACGUAAAAACCCAAGGCUUACAAAUGAGGUAAUAAGCUUCUUGUUGAAUCCUUAUUCAAGAUUCUUUGGCAUUUGUUUUAUUUUAUUUUUUCCCACAGGUAAUUUUCCUUUUUUUUAUUCAUAUAUUUAUGCUAUUUAUUUUAACUCUAUUUAUUUGAACAAAUUGUGUCUGGAUAAUUAGCAGUUGUUGCCAGAUCUUUUACUACAGUUGAAACUACAAUUGAAAAAUAAAGAAAAAUAUGUUUAAAUUAAAGUCCUAUUUUCCAUUAAAGCCCUCUGCUGUACAGCUCAUCACCUUUAUAAAGCAUAUGUUAAAUACUGGUGAUAAUGUAUUUUAAUUUUUUUUUUGUUGUUUUGCACAAAUUGGUUUUCCUAGUGCAAAAAUAAUGUGUUUUUUUGCCUUUUUAAAUGAUAAAAACACUGAAGGUAUGAGUUACACCUACUGUUAUUAAGUAUUUCACUAAUGUAUCACAGGACAAAUGCUGGUAUUUAUUGUAAUCAGUUUUCUUGUUACACACUGAUAAUUGUGCAUGUGUUCCAAGUAUUCAAUAUGAAACAAAAUGAAAUAAAAUUCAUACC